GGUCGAUUCUCGUCAUUUUGUGGUUUGGUUGAUGCAGCGGCUGCCUAUGAUUGCUCAUGGAUUGGAAUACACUAUUGAGAAUAUUUUUCUUUUAAGCUUUAACAAUUCUAUAUUUUUAUCUACUGAAUUUAACAAACCAUCGUAUUGUAGGAAAAGGUGAAAUCAGUUAAUGCCUGAUGGACUCUGAAAAUUCAGAGGGAGAGGUGGAGCACCGCGAAUCGGCGACGAAUCGCAUGCGAAUGCCUCAAAAUAUAUGCGAUGAAACUUCGGAUGUGUCUGAUGAUGAAAACAUCUCACAUGCUGCAAGGAGUAUUGAAAGUCCACCAGAGUCGCCUCAAGAAGCUGGACAUUUCGAGAGUCCCCCGGCGUCGCCGGAAAGCGAUCACCAAAGACAGGCAGAAACGCCGUCGAGUCCCCGCUCGCCAGUUGAACCGCGAUCGCCGGACGAACCCAGUUCGCCCGACGCGCGGGGACCGCGUUCGCCCGACGAUGCUGGAGACAAUUCGGCCGAUUUUCAGCCGCGGUCACCGGAGGAAGACGACAGCUACCGCCGGUCGCCGGAAGAGGAGAACCGCAGUAACCGUCGAUCGCCGGCGUCGCCCGGGUCUCGGAGCCAAUCGCCGGUAGGCAGCGAUCAUUCACCGCAAUCGCCGGUAGGCGGCGAUCGUUCUCCGCAAUCGCCGGUAGGCGGCGAUCGUUCACCGCAAUCGCCGGCCGAUAGAGGCAGUCCGAGUCCACCGCCCGUCUCGCGGAAGCGGCUGUCAGAUUCGAACAGCGAUAUCUCGUCGAAUUCGUCGUUCGGUCUGCCCAGCCGACGCGCUUCGGCCGACGUUCCGCCGCCAUCUCCUCCGCCGGCUGCCGCCCCUGCUGCUCCGCCUCCCAAGGACCACGCCGAAGAUCUGUCGGAUGUCUCCGAUCUUGGAAGUCUCGACUCGAUGUCCGAAGAUGAGGGCGAUAAAGAUGCUGUCGCUACUGCUCCUGACAAAAAGUUGGAGAACGGCGAAAGCACGGGUAGUGCUGAGGAGAGAGGAGCAGGCGAUGAUGAGGAGGGGAGAAGCAAAGAGGGGGUGGAGCAGCAUCAGUCGUCUGGAGGGGGAAAGGGGGCAAGCCUAGAGGGAGGAGGAGCUGAUGACGAUGAUGCGGAUGCACUGGACUUUGAGCCAGGCGAAGAGCGGGAGGAGGGGGAGUGUGGGGGCGGGGAUGGUGGCGGGGCAGCCGGUGGUGGUGCGGGAGGGAGUGGAGCCAAAAGUGAGGCAGAUGAGGGGGAGGUGAAGGGGACUGAGGAGGAGCUGGAGGAGGGAGAGCUGACCGAUGAGGGAGAGGCGAGGCCUGAGGAGGUGGAGCCAAGGCCUAUUUGUCGCUUCUACAAUCGGGGGCAGUGUACUUGGGGGUCGCAGUGCAGAUUUCUACAUCCAGGUGUGCCGGAUAAAGGAAACUACACAAUGUUUGAUAUGGUUCGCCCUCUAGUGCCUGUAAAUGGACCCCAAGGUGGACUCUAUCCUCCAAUAGACCCAUACAGACCUAUAGACAGACCGAUGAACCCUGCAGUAUAUCAACAAGCAAGAAAAGAAGAAAUGCCUGUUGUAGAAUCAGCAUGGGAAAGGGGACUUAGGCAGGCCAAAGAGAUGCUGCGAAAAUCGACAAAAAGAAAGGAAACUGAAGUGGAUUUUGAGGAGAAAAAGAUGAACUUGACACUCAGCCAGGAUGAGUUGGACAAGGAGAACGACCUGUAUCUGACGCGAUCUGCCAGUCCCAUCCUCACCGAACCACCUGAAAGACGGCUUUGCAGCCCGCCACCAACGCGCAGCUCUCGGCGUCGCGGCGGCGAGGAGCGACGCAGAAGCGGCAGCGCGGGCGGAGGCGGCGGCGAAGGACGCGGCGGCGGUGGAGGCGGCAGAGGCGACGAGUGGGCCGACCCGUGGAUGCGGUCCAAGUCACCGGUGGGCGGCCGCUCCAAGGGGGGCGGUGGUGGAGGUUCAGGAGGCGGUGCUGGGGGGGCGGGGUCUCGCCGUCGCAAGCAGUCCUAUUCGUCGGGCUCGUCCUAUUCCAGCAGCAGCUCCACGAACAGCUCACGGUCGUCGAGCUACAGCUCGUUCAGCCGCGACUCGAGGUCACGGUCGCGCUCGAGUCGGUCAAGGUCGCCGCUGCCGCACCCUGCGCGCCGCAUCAUCAAGGGCGCCGAACGGGGAUCAGGUAAAGUAUUGUCUGCAGCAGUUAUGUCGGAGAAGUGGGCAGUGACUGAGAAGGCGCGUCACAUGAAUCCGCCGCCCCCGAGUCCGAGGACCAUGAAGGCGGUGCCUGGUGGCGGUCGCGGCCCCUCUUCGCCCGCCCUACUGCCGCGCAACCCCACGCCUCCAUCUGACAGACCUCGUACAGGCUUGCCAGCCAGACUGCUGGCGCACUCUCACACAAAGGCGGCCAAGGCGGUGGCUUCGGCGAUGCGUUCGGCUCGCUCGCGAUCCAAGAGUUCGCACUCGUCAUCCGCCUCCGACACCAGUGGCUCGUCGAGCGACUCCAGCGAGUCCUCGCUCACCUCAUCCUCGUCAAGUCGGGGACCGUCUCCCAGUCGAGCAAAGCGAAUUGUAAUGGAAGACAGACUGGCGAUUGCACAGGCUAUGAAGGUUAAAGCAAUGGACGCUUUAAAGCUUUCUGGACAAAAACAACAAAUCAAACUCACUCUUAAGGGCAGUUCUAAUCCAGAUCGACCAGUUGGACCCACAGCUCCUAUGGCUGGUAAGAAGAGACCACUCUCGCCGACUUUCGAUGACGACGACGAUUCGCCUCCAAAGGGUGGAAAUGCGAGAUCUGCUCUAUCAAAGAAGACAGCUCCCUCGAGGAGAGAAGAAUUACUGAAACAGUUGAAAGCUGUCGAAGAUGCAAUUGCCAGAAAGCGAUCCAAAAUUAUUUAA
Nilaparvata lugens (brown planthopper) is the source of this 2909-nucleotide messenger RNA. Its product is annotated as zinc finger CCCH domain-containing protein 18. NCBI's taxonomy places the organism in Eukaryota, Metazoa, Arthropoda, Insecta, Hemiptera, Delphacidae. The record is from RefSeq and is a predicted model, not a curated record. Gene Ontology annotation, molecular function: metal ion binding. Bases 177 to 2909 code for a protein of 910 amino acids. The transcript has 14 exons.